AUGGAAGCCCAUCCGACCUGCCCCGCCAUCCCUCCUGGUCCAAUCGCGGCACCACAGCCGCCACCCUCCACCACCACCACCACCCCGCCGCACCCAAUCGCUGCACCACAGGAGCCAGCCGCCGCCGUCGCCGUCACCACUGUACGCUCUCCCCACCCCGCGUCGUGGUUCGUGGAGCCGUUCGCGGCGGCGGCCGCCGACCUCCGCGUGCCGUGGCCCGCCGUCGUGGCCACCCUCGUCUGCUUCGCCGCGUUCUUCUGCGCAUCCGUCCUCCUCUUCGGGUCCUUCUUCAUGCUCCGGCAGCCGCCCGGCGCCGCCGCUGUCAUGCCCGCACAGUGGAAGGGGGUCAGGGCCGUCGCCGCCGUCUUCGCCGCGGUGGUGGUCGGGGUCGCCACCUGCCUUGUUGCCACCGGCGCAUCCGCGGAUGUGUAUGUCGGUAUGCACCAGCUCGUUGCUGAAUAG
Molecule: messenger RNA, 462 nt
Organism: Miscanthus lutarioriparius
Lineage: Eukaryota; Viridiplantae; Streptophyta; Magnoliopsida; Poales; Poaceae
Source: the annotation of a GenBank genome assembly